This is a messenger RNA of Drepanopeziza brunnea f. sp. 'multigermtubi' MB_m1, 3963 nucleotides long. RefSeq lists its product as uncharacterized. NCBI's taxonomy places the organism in Eukaryota, Fungi, Ascomycota, Leotiomycetes, Helotiales, Drepanopezizaceae. The record is from RefSeq and is a predicted model, not a curated record. Gene Ontology annotation, biological process: transmembrane transport. Gene Ontology annotation, molecular function: ATP binding; ATP hydrolysis activity; ABC-type transporter activity. Gene Ontology annotation, cellular component: membrane.
AUGGGAGAAAAGAAGCCGCCCGCGAAGGUCGGUGACCCUGCUGCUGUUGAGGUUAGGAGCAGGAGUAGGAAUAGGAUGUUGGGCGAAGACACGGAGAAACCCCCCCAGGUGGUGUCCGCGACAGCGAAUGAGAGAGGAGAGCAAGCAGACUAUUCCUCCAAAGCCAAGAACAAGACGAGGUUGUCGCAUUAUGUGAGAAUAUUCACAUAUUCUACACUGGCUGAUCGAUCAUUCUUGAUUGUAGCAUCGCUUGCUCAGAUAGGAACGGGCACGACGCUUCCUUUAAUGAACAUUGUCUUCGGAAAUUUAGUUGGCAGUUUCAACGAGUACUUCAUCCCAAAUUCCUCCGUCUCCGAGAGCCAGUUCAAAAGCUCUCUGAACAGACAGACCUCGUACCUUGUGUAUUUGUUCAUCGGCAGAUCAGUGCUAUCCUACUUUUCCAUGCUGGCCUUUCGAAUGGUUGGACUUCGCAUGUCUGCAAAGCUUCGUCGCGAGUAUCUAAAGGCGCUGUUUUCUCUUCCAGUAGCGACACAGGAGACGCUCCCUGGCGGCCAAGCAUCAAAUACCCUAACUAACACGGCAAAUACGCUUCAAAUUGGAAUCUCCGAAAAGUUCGGCAUGAUACUUCAAUUCACGGCUCUCAUGUUUACUGCAGUCAUCGUUGCAUUUACUUACAGCUGGAAAUUGACCCUCGUCACCAGUUCAGUGAUAGUGUUCAUAGCGCUUGUAUACGGGUCCGUCGUCCCUGUAACCAUCAAGAUGCAGAAAGAAGUGGAGCAUGCCGACCAGAAAGCAUCUUCCAUUGCUGGAGAAGUCUUGGGAUCAAUACGAAUGAUUGUCGCCUGCGGGGCCGAAACUCGCGUUGCAAAGAAAUAUUCGGGCUGGAUUCAAGAAUCGCAGAGAAGAGGUGUAAAGAUGUCCCCGAUGAUGGGAGUCCAAUUCGCGCCUCUGUUUUUUGCCAUCUAUGCUACGAUGGCGCUUUGUUUCUGGUUCGGUUUCAAACUGUAUUCCGAAGGCGGUAUUGGUAGUAUUGGGGACAUCUUGAUCGUUCUCAUGUCUGUUAUGAUGCUGGCAUUUGCAAUAUCUUCAACGGCUGCUCCGAUUAUUGCUCUUUCGAAAGCAGCAUCGGCUGCUACUGACUUUUUCGCAGUCAUCGAUGCCCCAAAACCAUCAGCUAGAGGUUUAACAGCCCCUGAAGUCUCUGCUGCGGAAGACAUUUUGUUCGAUUCGGUCACUUUCGCCUACCCAAGUCGACCUCACGUCAAGGUACUGGAUGACCUGAAUCUUCAAUUCGAGUCUGGAAAGAUAACUGCUAUCGUUGGGGCGUCUGGAUCCGGGAAGAGUACAAUAGUUUGUCUCCUCGAAAGAUGGUACGAGCUUGAUGGCGAGGAUAGAUACGUUUUGCCCGAAAGUGUGAUAAAGGACGAGAAAACCGAUCAAGAAAGGGAGAAGGAAACGAAUGCUGAAAGUCCAAGUGUUCUCGCUGUGCCGAUCAAAUUGAAUGGUUCUAUCCGGGUUGGAGGCCAUAGACUAGAGACUGUUGGCCUGAAGUGGUGGCGCACGCAAAUCGGCCUCGUCCAGCAGGAGCCUUUCAUUUUCAAUGAUACUAUUUACAAGAACGUUGAAUUCGGUCUGAUCGGAUCUCGAUGGGAGGAUGCAGACAGCGAUACCAAGAGAUCUCUGGUGGAAGUAGCGUGUCAGGAAGCAUUUGCGGAUGAAUAUAUCGUACGACUCCCAAAUGGCUACGAGACACAAGUCGGCGACGCAGGCAUCAAGCUAUCAGGUGGUCAGCGCCAGCGACUGGCAAUCGCCCGAUCGAUCGUAAAACGACCUAAAAUUUUGAUUCUGGACGAGGCAACCAGUUCGAUUGAUGUACGAGGAGAAAUGCUAGUUCAGGCCGCGUUGGAUAAAGUCAGCGAAGGGAGAACAACCAUAACCAUCGCACAUCGACUCUCAACGAUCAAGAAAGCCGACAAGAUAAUUGUGUUAAAGAAAGGUCAUCUCGUCGAGGAAGGAACUCAUGACAGUUUGUUGGCUGAUGAGAACGGUGCAUAUUGGGCUCUGGUCAAUGCACAGAAAUUGUCAAUGGGAGAGGACUUUGCAGGAGAAUCUGAUCUCAUCGAAAGUGCGAAAGAUAAUCUGGUACAGGCUAUGAGCCUUGAAAGUGGAGAUAACAAGGCAGCCAAAACCGAAACAGCGUACAAACCUAAGGGCUUCAUUGGAUGUUUCUGGGUGCUCUUCUACGAACAAAAGGUCUAUUGGCCUUGGUAUUUGCUUCUCUCUUCUGCAUGUGCGGCGGCAGGGUCUAGUUACGCGAUCCAGGCUUUUCUCUUUGCGAAGAUUCUGAACGUUACAACCUUGACGGAGGAGGCAUUGAAAAGUGCUAGAGACCAUUGGGCACUCAUGUUCUUCAUUCUCGCCUUGGGUUGUGCGUUAGCCUACUUUGUCCUGAGCUGGUCUUCGACUACUAUCUCUACCUACAUCGCAUGUACCUACCGGCAAGAGUACUUUGAGAGCAUUCUGAACAAGCCGAUCGACUUCUUCGAUAACGAAGACAACUCAAGUGGGACACUUACAGCGCGUGUCGCUAAUGACCCGACCCAGCUCCAACAAAUGUUGGGUAUGAAUAUGGCCAUGACUUAUGUAGCGGUGCUUAGUCUGAUUGGCUGCAUUAUCAUCGCAUUUAAUUAUGGCUGGAAGCUCGCCAUGGUCACUGUCUUUGUGGCAAUGCCUGUGAUUAUGAUCGCAGGCUUCUUCCGAAUCCGUUACGAGAUCCAAUUCGAGGCUAUGAACCAAGCAGUGUUUGCCGAGAGUUCCAAGUUUGCGGCCGAAGCGAUAGGAGCAUUUCGAACGGUGACCGCGUUGACGAUGGAGGAUAUGAUUACCCGUCGAUACGAAAUUCUACUUCAGGACCACGUUAAGAAGGCAUUCCUCAAGGCUAGAUGGACGACUCUUGUUUUCGCUGCAUCGGACUCAGUUCAGCUGUUGUGCAUGGCUCUUGCAUUCUGGUAUGGAGGACAACUACUGGCAAAUCGAAGCUAUGAUGCCGAGCAGUUCUUCGUGGUCUACAUUGCGGUGAUCAACGGUGCUGAAGGCGGAGGGACCCUUCUAUCGUUUGGUCCGAAUAUGGCACAGGCAGCUGCAGCAGCAAACAGGAUACUGAGUUUUCGAACGAGACAGGGAUCCGACUCGAAACCCGCCUUGGAAGUGCGAGAUACCCAUGGCGGUGUAAAGAUCGAGCUGAGGAAUUUGUGGUUCAAGUAUCUUACUCGGGACACGCCUAUCUUCACCGGUCUCAAUCUUACGAUCGAGAAGGGGCAGUUCGCGGCCUUGGUUGGUCCGUCAGGGUGUGGUAAGACGAGCAUUGUCUCAUUGCUUGAGCGAUUCUACGACGUUCAAAAAGGCAAGAUUCUCUGCAACGGAACCAAUAUCACAGAUAUGGAUGUGAAGGAGUACCGCAAAAUUAUAUCAUUGGUCGCUCAAGAGCCAACACUCUUCCAAGGGACGAUCAAGGAAAACAUCUUGCUGGGCGUUGAUGAAUUGACGAGCCUGGAGCAGCUUCACCAAGCGUGCCGCGACGCAGAGAUACAUGAUUUCAUUAGCUCUCUCCCAGAUGGAUAUCAGACCGAUGUCGGGACCAAAGGCAUUGCCCUGUCUGGUGGCCAGAAGCAGCGAAUCGCGAUCGCGAGAGCGUUGAUCCGCGACCCCAACAUCUUGAUUUUAGACGAGGCGACCUCUAGUCUAGACUCUGAGAGCGAAAAGCUCGUUCAAGCAGCAUUUGAGCGCGCGGCACAGGGUCGAACCAUGGUCGUCGUCGCUCACAGACUCGCGACGGUCCAAAAUGCCGACGUGAUAUUCGUGCUCGGGGAAGGAAAGGUUCUGGAGACGGGAGAUCACAAUCAGCUUCUGAGGAAGCGAGGGUUAUACUAUCAAAUGUGUCAAUCGCAAGCUCUCGAUCGGUGA